Molecule: messenger RNA, 2414 nt
Organism: Pundamilia nyererei
Lineage: Eukaryota; Metazoa; Chordata; Actinopteri; Cichliformes; Cichlidae
Gene: nup62l
Product: nucleoporin 62 like
Exons: 3
Coding region: 493-2175 (560 amino acids)
Biological process (GO): RNA export from nucleus; protein import into nucleus
Cellular component (GO): nuclear pore central transport channel; nuclear pore
Molecular function (GO): structural constituent of nuclear pore; phospholipid binding
Source: RefSeq, a predicted model, not a curated record
CUUAACUUUAUAGAAUAAUGUUCAUUUUAUGUAACUUUCGAUUUUGGUGGGAAGCAGCUCGCACUGCGUACAAACGUAAAACCUCUUGUUGUUAAUUUGGUCUUUGAUAACGUGAGCGUCCUAAUCUCCGACGUAUGUCUGCUAGGUGACAAGCCAAACCAAUCAAAGUUUGAGUUGUCUGAAAUUAUAAUUCUAAUUGGUCGUUAGACCUGCCAAUAUUACUAAGAAAGGCGGGUUGUACUCCGCUAGACAAAAUACAGGGCAAAUAAACAGCUUGUUUUUCAGGCCAACUGCCGUCAUUUCCUUUAGUUGACUACUGAACUGCCUACUUGAAAAAGUGUCGAGGCAGCUGGCCACGUUUUUAAGAAGGAUAUGUUGCCAGUUUUCUAUCGUUGUUACGACUAAAGUGACAUUAAGAAGGGUGUAGUCAACUUUAUUAGACGCCAACGUCUAGAAAGCCGUCGUAAAAGAGAAGCCGAUUCUUCGGAGAAAAUGAGCGGCGCUUUCACCUUUGGGCAGCCCUCUUCGGGCUUUACUUUCGGAACGCAGAAAACCACAGCCUCGGCCCCGGCCCCGGCCCCUACCACCGGCUUUGGACUGACAACGUCCACUCCUGCAGCCACCGGAGGGGGCUUCACUUUCGGCUCAUCCAUCCAGACCCAGAGCACUACCAACCCCACCGGUGGUUUCAGCUUUGGCACCCCAGCAAAGUCCACAGCAGCCGGCGGGGGUUUCUCUUUUGGGGCACCCACCACAACCUUUGGAAUGAAUGCAGCUCCUCCAACCACAACAGCAGCUUCAGGGUUGACUUUGGGCUCCACGGCGACUCAAGCAGCAGGGUCGGGGUUCACUCUGGGUGGAGUUUUGUCUGCGCAGACCACCGCUAGUGCACCUGCAGGAGGGGGCUUCACCUUUGGAGCUGCAUCUCAGGCUCAAACCCAGCCUGUAGCAACAGCCGCACCAGCAGCCUCCACAGCACCAAGUGGCCUCUCAUUUGGAGGGUUCAGCUUCGGAGCUACCAAGGUCCAGGUGACAUCAGCGGCAGCCUCCACCACCACAACCAACACCAGCACCACAGGUGGAGGCUUCAGCUUCGGCACCAGUGCUCCCUCCAGCCUUGCCCAGCCAACCUCCACCGCUGCUGCUGCUGCUGCUGCCGCUGCCGCUGCCGCAACAGGACAGGGUGGAGGGUUUACCUUUGGGAUUAAACCGUCAUCAACCCCAGCUCCUCCUGCAUCCACCCAGGCCCCACCAUCUUUCGGGCCUUCUCUCUUCGCUCAGCCUGUCACAACAGCUGCUGCCACAGCUGCAGGUCCAGGCUUCGCUUUCAAUGCCAUUUCAGCUUCAGCAGCAAGCACAUCCACAGCAACAACCACGGCUACUGGUGGAGGUUUGACUUUUAUGAUCAAACCUCUGGUUCCAGCAACCACCACAUCUGCCCCCCCCUCUACCGCUACAGCUGCAGCCUCCACGACAGGUACUGUUACAGGCUUCUUGCUGGGAGCCAAAACUUCAUCGAUCACAAGCACCACGACAGCUGCUUCAGCCACAACCACUGCCAGCACCACCAGCACAGCUCCUCCAGUGAUGACCUAUGCCCAGCUAGAGGGGCUCAUUAACAAGUGGAGUCUUGAGCUGGAGGACCAGGAGAGACAUUUCUUACAGCAGGCAACUCAGGUGAAUGCCUGGGACCGCAUGCUGGUGGAGAACGGAGAGAAGAUCACAUCCCUCCACAAGGAGAUGGAGAAAGUGAAGCUGGAUCAGAGGAGGCUGAACCAGGAGCUGGAUUUCAUCCUGUCCCAACAGAAGGAGCUGGAAGAUUUGCUCUGCCCCCUCGAGGAGUCGGUAAAAGAGCAAAGUGGAACCAUCUACAUGCAGAACGCCGACGAGGAGCGUGAAAGAACAUACAAGCUCGCUGAGAACGUGGACGCACAGCUGAAGAGGAUGUCGCAGGACCUGAAGGAGAUCAUCGAGCACCUGAACACGUCCAGCGGCCCGGCUGACACCAGUGAUCCGCUGCAGCAGAUCUGUAAGAUCCUCAACGCCCACAUGGAUUCACUUCAGUGGAUCGAUCAGAACUCUGUUCUGCUGCAGAGAAAGGUCGAGGAAGUGUCCAAACUUUGCGACACCCAACGAAAGGAGCAGGAGAAAACCUUCCGGUUAACAUUCGACUGAUCUGCAGUAAAUACUUUUACUUGUGUGCUUACAUUUUUACUCUGUAAUCAGGGGUGUCAUCAGGGCUUUAGAUGGUGUAGAUCCAACCUUCAUUACUGUUAUUUUGAGUUUUCUUGGUUGCAUAAAGAUUGAUAUUUUCAGUGCAUUUGCCUUUAGAGUAGUGAAAAGGAUCCUCUCCUUCUAUGUCAAUUGUUAUGUUUGUUCUAAAAAGUCUGAUUAAAUAAACCUUUGGAAUGGAA